UGGAUGCAUCAUCAGGCAUCUUCCGCAUCAUUCCGUUCCAAGACUUCUUCCUCAUCUUCCUCCUUCCAUUCUCGACCAUGCCAAGAUAUUGAAGCGGAAGUCGUGCUUGGCUUCAAUGGUGAUACCGCUUGUGUUUGCAUGAAGAACGGGGCCUUGAUUUGCGGAGGAGGGGCACUUUGAGGGGCACUUUGGGGUAUGUACGGAUGGCACAGUUACCUACUAGACAUAGAGGUACCCCAGGAACAGGUGGAGAUGACGGGAUCGAUGUUGUUGUGAGCAUUUAUCUGAGAGGCAGCCAACACGCCGAGCACUGCGUGCCCCCUUGCGUACAUACCUCUACCUACACUGCAUAAGGCCGGAUGUUCAUGGAUGGCGUUUGAUACGGUAUUCGUCGGAUAUCCAUCUCGGUCUACGUCUAGUGCCCUGCCGAGCCUUGGUUCGUUACAGUUAUUGCUUGAAUCAUACCUGCCCGUCUGUCCCUGAAGGUUCUCACAGCAGGUGCUCGUGCUCAUUUGACUUCCCCCGUCGUCCUUCCCCCGAACCUCGAAGCUUCCACUUUUUCUCCCUCCGCUACACCACAGAAUCCGCAGCCAACUCCAGAGAGAGCAAGCUGAAUCAUCGUGGCCAUGUCGUUCUUCAAGAAGCUCAAGAAAGACCUUGUUGAAGAUCUAGGCAAGCUAGGUCUCGUCGACAAGAAGGAGGAACAGCCGGCAAGCUACUCCGGCUCGCGCGACUACUAUCCCCCUCCCCAGCCGCCGCCACAACAAUCAUAUUCUCCUCAGCCUCCUCAGGGACAAUCGCAGCCUCCAUACCACGGCGGCAGCUACCAGCACCCUCCCCCUCAGCAGCCUGGCUAUCAAGGAGAGUACUCCCCUCAACAGUCUGGCUACACUGCCCCUCCCGGCGCCCCCGUUCCAAAUUACGAAUCCAGGCCAGCGCCGCCUUACAACCCUCCAUCCGACAAGCCGCCCCUGCCCUCAGGCUGGACGCCGAAAUGGGACGACGAGUAUCAAAGAUGGUACUACCUUGAAGAGGCCACUGGCCGCUCGCAGUGGGAAGCCCCCGGCUUUGAGAGGUCCAGGCUCGCCGGUGGUGGUGAGCAAGAGUUGCGUGGCUACGGAGGUGACGGUUCUUAUCCUCCUCCUCAGCAGCAGUACGGCGGAGGUCACGGUGGUGUUCCCGACUAUGGCUACAGUGGCGGUGGUGGACAACAGUAUGGUGGUUAUCAACAGCCUCCGCCGCCACAAGGCUACGGCGGCCAUGACCAGCAGCAGGCAUAUGGUGGCGAGCCGGUAAAAGAAGAAAAGAAGAAGAAGGAUAACAAGGGUUUGUAUAUGGGCGCAGCUGCUGGUCUGGCUGCUGGUGCUGUUGGUGGUGCUGUUCUUGCUCAUGAGCUGGCCGAAGACUCCGACUCUGACAAUGAGCACCGCGCCGCACCUCCCCCGCCCCCUCCCGCGGCCUAUGGCGGUGAUAGCUACAGUGGCGAUUAUGGUGGUGGUUACGGCGCUCCGCCCCCGCCUCUUGAUGGUCCCAUCCCGACGACAAAUGUGUAUGGUGAGGAGAUCGACCAGAGUGACCGUGAGUCGAUUGCUUCCGCCCGUGAGAAGUACGAGGAAGCUCUAGAAGAGGCACAGUCGUCUUCUGCAAGCAGUAGUGACCAGGAAGAGCUCGAGGAGGCGAGAGAGGAGUAUGAAGAGGAGCUCGAGGAGGAGUACUAUGAUGAAUGAAUGGAACAACGAAGCGAGCACAGACUGAUUUGGGAGAUGUGGGCAUUCUUUGGUGGAAGUUACGCCGUGACGUAUAAAUCAGAAUAGCUCUCAGGUGUCGCUGGGCUGUUGGAGGGAGCGUCUUGCUACUGUAUACCUUAUAAACGCCGUGGUUUAACCUUUUAUCAAUCUUCCAUACAACGACAUGUAUAUUGAUUGGUGCGCUUUGUCGCAGGUGUCCUGGUGCUGCAACUUACACACCUCAACAAUUCGUUAUGUGAUAUCCCCCUAUAUGCCGGGCCGAGUAAACCAAGAUGUCGGAGCUAUCAGUUAUCUACGGGUAAAUGGCGAGGGGCAUGAAUAUGGGUAAUAAGAAAAAUAACAUGCUCAUGGUUACUAAAUUGCAUAGAAGCGACGAGACCAGGCAGUAUGUCGCGUUGAUGAGCUGGUGAAGAAAUCAUCUUGUCGUCCCCCCUUAGCCGCGAUCUCCUGAAAAACUCCAUGGAGUAAUAGGAUAGGAAGGACUACCUCCGGAUGCGGUAUCCCAUCUACGGCAUCAGAGGAUCCGAUCGUACGAGACAAGUGAUUUAUGAUAGGACGUGACUGCCGAGGACAUGUCCCGCGAGAUGAGUAUUGGCGGCGUGGCUUGCUGAAAGAUGUGACUAGAUCUCAGAGCCGCCCCAAUCCAGUGUGGCAAACAAAGAGUUUACCCCUGACUGCCCUUCAUAUACCGGACAAUGCAUCAACGGUACAUUUCUUCCGCUUAACC
Messenger RNA from Neurospora crassa OR74A, 2475 nucleotides. RefSeq lists its product as hypothetical. The transcript is spliced from 3 exons. The record is from RefSeq and is a predicted model, not a curated record. Bases 627 to 1727 code for a protein of 366 amino acids. NCBI's taxonomy places the organism in Eukaryota, Fungi, Ascomycota, Sordariomycetes, Sordariales, Sordariaceae. Gene Ontology annotation, molecular function: protein binding.